Marmota flaviventris (yellow-bellied marmot) is the source of this 3351-nucleotide messenger RNA. RefSeq names its product kelch like family member 17 (gene Klhl17). Lineage: Eukaryota; Metazoa; Chordata; Mammalia; Rodentia; Sciuridae. The record is from RefSeq and is a predicted model, not a curated record. Gene Ontology annotation, molecular function: protein binding.
AGGGACCGGGGGACUCGGGAGGACGGCGUCGCCCGAGAGGCUGCCGCAGCCCUGGGCCGUGUGAAGUCCGAGCCCCUCGGUCCUUCGGCCACAGCAGCGGUUCUGGGAAGUCCUGAGUGCUGCGGGGGGGCCAGGGGUGCUGACCCCUGGAAAGAGAGGCCCUAAGCCCCUUGCCUGCCCUUGAAUCCCUCCACAACGGGAGGUCCACCUGCUGUAAGGGGGGCCAAGGGGUCUGCUUUAAAGCAGGCAUUGGCCGGUUCCCUGCGUACACCUCCCACAUUCCCAGUGCUGCUGAGGGAUGGGAAGGGUGGCUGGCAAGGCAGGAGCCCAUUCCUUAGAAGGGUAGAGGAUACCUGUCUCUCAAGGAGAACAAGAGAUGGGUGAACUUAGUAGCUGAGAAGGGAGGUGGGCAGAGGAAGCUGGACAGUCAGGGCAGCAGUGUCCGGAUGGCCCCCCAGGGGGAGUAGGCUUAGAAGAGAGUCUGGUCUGGCUCCAGGGUAGCUCCCUGUACAGGAGGGGAGGUCUUGCUCCAGGCGGGCAGCAUUACUAGGUGGGCCUUGAUGCAGACGUUAUGGCCACUGGACUGCUGGACAGAUGGCUGACUUGGCUGCCCUGGCCAUACCCAGAAGUCUGGUGGCACAGAGGAGGUGGGUGAGCAGCCCCCCUACAGGGCUAACCCUGACCUGGCCCUGCCCACCUGCAGCCCAGAGGCAGAGCGAGCGCGGCCCAGGCAGGCCCGGCCCGCAGCCCCCAUGGAAGGUGCCAUGCAGCUACUGAGCCGCGAGGGCCACAGUGUGGCCCACAACUCCAAGCGGCACUACCAUGAUGCCUUCGUAGCCAUGAGCCGAAUGCGGCAGCGUGGCCUCCUGUGUGACAUCGUCCUGCAUGUGGCCGCCAAGGAGAUCCGUGCACACAAGGUGGUGCUGGCCUCCUGUAGCCCCUACUUCCACGCCAUGUUCACAAAUGAGAUGAGUGAGAGCCGCCAGACUCAUGUGACACUGCAUGACAUUGACCCUCAGGCCUUGGACCAACUGGUGCAGUUUGCGUACACCGCUGAGAUUGUAGUAGGCGAGGGCAACGUACAGACGCUGCUCCCAGCUGCCAGCCUGCUGCAGCUGAACGGCGUCCGGGAUGCCUGCUGCAAGUUCCUGCUGAGUCAGCUGGACCCCUCCAACUGCCUGGGCAUCCGGGGCUUUGCCGAUACGCACUCGUGCAGUGACCUGCUCAAGGCAGCACACAGGUAUGUGCUGCAGCACUUUGUGGACGUGGCCAAGACCGAGGAGUUCAUGCUGUUGCCGCUGAAGCAGGUGCUGGAAUUGGUCUCUAGUGACAGCCUGAAUGUACCUUCAGAAGAAGAUGUCUACCGUGCUGUCCUGAGCUGGGUCAAACAUGACGUGGACACUCGGAGGCAGCACGUUCCAAGAGGACACCAUGGGGGCAGUGCAGGCAUCUGUCUCAAGAACCCAUCGUACAGGUGGUACAGGCAUCUGAGCCAGGGUCUCAGCCCUGGGGCAAGUGUGCCUGAGGGUCCCCUGACCCUGGCACUCCUGCCCCAGCUGAUGAAGUGUGUGCGGCUGCCCUUGCUGAGCCGCGACUUCCUGCUGGGCCACGUGGAUGCUGAGAGCCUGGUGAGGCAUCACCCUGACUGCAAGGAUCUGCUCAUUGAGGCCCUCAAGUUCCACCUGCUGCCCGAGCAGAGAGGUGUACUGGGUACCAGCCGCACACGGCCCCGGCGCUGUGAGGGUGCCGGCCCUGUGCUCUUUGCCGUGGGUGGCGGGAGUCUUUUUGCCAUCCAUGGGGACUGUGAAGCAUAUGACACUCGAACUGACCGCUGGCACGUAGUAGCUUCCAUGUCCACACGCCGGGCCCGAGUGGGAGUGGCUGCUGUAGGAAACCGGCUGUAUGCUGUGGGCGGCUAUGAUGGGACCUCAGACCUGGCUACUGUGGAAUCGUAUGACCCUGUGACCAACACAUGGCAACCUGAGGUGUCCAUGGGCACGAGGCGCAGCUGCCUGGGUGUAGCUGCCCUGCAUGGGCUCCUGUACGCAGCUGGCGGCUACGAUGGGGCCUCCUGUCUCAACAGCGCUGAACGCUAUGACCCCCUGACGGGAACAUGGACAUCCAUCGCUGCCAUGAGCACCCGGAGGCGAUAUGUGCGCGUGGCCACACUCGAUGGGAACCUGUACGCUGUGGGUGGAUAUGACAGCUCUUCACACCUGGCCACUGUGGAGAAGUAUGAGCCCCAGGUGAAUGCAUGGACCCCGGUGGCCUCCAUGCUGAGCCGGCGCAGCUCUGCAGGUGUGGCGGUGCUGGAGGGCGCCCUGUAUGUGGCCGGGGGCAAUGAUGGCACCAGCUGCCUCAACUCAGUGGAGAGAUACAGCCCCAAGGCCGGCGCCUGGGAGAGCGUGGCACCCAUGAACAUUCGCAGGAGCACACAUGACCUGGUGGCCAUGGACGGCUGGCUGUAUGCUGUGGGCGGCAACGAUGGCAGCUCCAGCCUCAACUCCAUCGAGAAGUACAACCCAAGGACCAACAAGUGGGUAGCUGCCUCCUGCAUGUUCACACGGCGCAGCAGUGUGGGCGUGGCCGUGCUGGAGCUGCUCAACUUUCCGCCACCGUCCUCGCCCACGCUGUCUGUGUCUUCCACCAGCCUCUGACACACAGCACCGACCACAGAGAGGCCCCGCGGCCUCCCACAUGCCUUAAGCCCCUCGGGUCGACCCCAGCACCUCCCUCUCCUCAGCCAUGUGUCAGGGGCUGGACGUGGCCCCACCAGAGACGUCCUGCACCGUCUCUCCACGUCUCUGUUCACUCCUUGUUCCUUUAUGUGUGCUGUUUAUUUAUUUACUCACCUAUUUAUUAACUCAUUACUUAUUGAUGGAUGAGCACCGCUGCAGUUACCAAUUCAUAUGUUUACUCUCAAAGCGUGGGCACUUGUGUGCACAGGGGACCAAGUUUCCCUGCGAGUGUCCUCCACCCAGUUCCUUGUUCCAGGCAGUGAGGGGUGAUAGGGUGGCCACUCGCUGCAGGGAGGUCAGUGGCCCAAUGGUACUUUAUAGACCCUGGGUCAGGAGCAGCAUAAUAACCAGAGUUGGUGGAGCCAGAGCAGGGCAGGGAUUUUUAAGCAGGUGCAGACAGGUAGUCUGAACUUUGCACACUGUCCUUACCUGGCCCAGCCAGGGCUGUCCCCAGGAAGGGCACGAAGCAGGCUCCCUUCCUGCAUCCUGUGUCUGCAGUGUGGUGUCUUUUCUGGAUCUCACAUGGGGCUGGGGCACAUGCACUCAGACCCUACUCAGCAAUAUGAGCCAUCUUGAACAAUAAACAUGUUUUUUGGGCUCCCUGAGCCAGAGA